Formica exsecta is the source of this 9117-nucleotide messenger RNA. Its product is annotated as laminin subunit alpha-1-like. Gene Ontology annotation, cellular component: basement membrane. Bases 56 to 8473 code for a protein of 2805 amino acids. Lineage: Eukaryota; Metazoa; Arthropoda; Insecta; Hymenoptera; Formicidae. The record is from RefSeq and is a predicted model, not a curated record. The transcript has 32 exons.
ACAUGACAGGUGUCCUGCGGGACGAGACGAUCUUCUUUCUGACUAUGGGGUAGAAAUGUACCCCGGAAGAUCAAUCUGGGCCCGGGGCGUGCUGGCCCUCGGAGCAGGGAUCCUUCUGCUAUCAGGCUUGCGAUGGUGGAGCGAGUCAACAAUUCGGACGAAAGGCAGUGGCGGCGCGAGAUCGAUUCGAAUCGACGGGUCAGAAAACGACGAUCCGUCCAUCCUCGAACGAUCGAAGGAAAGUGUGAGUUACUUAUCGAAGGAUGUCGACGACGUUUUGUUCUGGUGGCAGAUCGAAGCUGACAGGCGAUGGAAGCGCAGCGCGCGAUCGGAUCGACGCGACGAGGGAUCGAUGUUCGAGGACUCGUCGGCGGAGACGAACGCGUUUCAUGAAAACCAACGCGCGUCGUCGUUGAUCGAUAUCGGCGAUCGGAAAAUCGAUGGUGACGGAUUGCUACUACGGCGGAAUUUCCACGUGAACGAAGCCGGCGAUACGUUAGGUGAAUCCUCGAAAGGGGAUCGACACCACAUAAUUACGCGAACCGACACGCGUUCGAUCGAUAUUAAUAUCGUAACUCGAAUAUCGAGCGAGACUAAACAGAAGAGGAGGCUCAUGGAGCGGGAAGGAUCGCGUGAUAAAAAAGACGAUGAUCAAGAGACGAUUGACACCGCGACUUCUCUGACGUUACGUAACGACAGACUCAAAGUAGAAGAGACAGGACCAAAAACAGGUGAUUCGAGAUCAAAGCUCGAUGUUCCUAGAUCGCGAGAGAUGAGUAUCAACGUUCGAUCGAUCGAUCGACGUAGAUCUCUUGAUCGAGAUCCUGAUAAAAGCGUUCAAAGGCAACGUGAUAAGAUCGAAGAAAAUUCGCGUUUCUCGCCCGGAGGACGAGCGUCGAUCCUAGAAUCCUUGAAAGGAGAUAAGAGGAGUACACGGCGAUUUGCUGCAGGAAUGCAGGAGGACCAGCUCCUUUUUUUUCACGAGAAUCGCGAACGAGCUGAAUCUUCCGCGACGAGGCCCGCGGAGGCGAUCCAGGAUCGUAAAAAUCUGCCGGAAGAACGGGAUUCUGCGAGAAGAAGAAGCCACGAGACGAGCCGCGAAGGGAAUCUUAGAGAAUUUGAGGUCAACAAUAUCGAAAAUAAUGACAAGAACGACGUUCAUGAAACUGAUCUUUCGAUUAAUACAGAAGACAGAUCGCAGGAUGCUCUCUUCGAGGAUUUAAAUAGCAGUGUCAAUAGUGAAUUUCGAGAUGAAAGUGAUAACGAAGGAUCUUCGGGCAACGCAAGUGCUUUUCAAAUUCUGGAUUCCAUUAUUCCCUCGGAUAAUAAAAGGGGUAAAGUGACACGCGGCGAGGACUCGAAGGACCUGAUGGUCGCGAAUAAUUUCGUAUUGGCGAGUCAGGAUCGAAGAAUCGAUACUGGAGCUCUCAUUCCGGAAUAUCGACCGAUUUUUGCGCGGAACAAACGCAAAAUCACACGCAGUUUUACGAAGAAAAUAAUACGAUCGAUCGAUCGACGAGAGGACGCUCAGGCAUACGAAGGAAGGAGUGAUAACGCGGGAUCGACUACGAUUCAGAAAGUGGAGCGAGGAUACGAGACGGUGAUAAGCGAUCGGCGAAAACGACACGCGAAUCAUUAUUCCGCUCAAUCGGUUACCCCGAUGGCCUACGUGCACAUUCAGCCGGCGUAUCCGGCGGAGCCGCCCACGAGCCGGAAGUGUGUACGAUGCAUGGUUGUCUACAAGCCGUGUCCUUCGCAGCCUUCGCGACCGCCGCCCAGAAUCGUGCUUCCUAAAUACAAAUAUCAUAAGCCGGCCAGUACUUGGCGAGGACUCAAGUACGGAUGUGGCUGCAAUAACUUGGGCUCCGCGAGCUCAACCUGCGACAUCGUGUCCGGGCAAUGUCAGUGCAAACCGCAAGUUAUCGGUAGACAAUGCGACGAAUGCAAGAUUGGUUAUUGGGGUCUGACAACGGGGGCGGGUUGCACGGCUUGCGGCUGCGAUUCCAUAGGAUCCUACAACACCUCCUGUCACAGCGACACAGGACGAUGUUAUUGUAAGCCGGGUGUAAAUGGUUUGCGCUGUGACAGUUGUCUCUCUGGGUAUUAUGGAUUUUCAUCGAACGGUUGUCAACUGUGCGAUCCGUGCGUGCGUCCUGGUCACGUGUGCGACCCCGACACCGGUCGUUGCGUAUGUCCCCACCUGACGUACGGCGAGCAUUGCGACCGGUGCAGACCCGGCGCGUGGGAUCUGGUGCCACAAAUCGGCUGCAGACCCUGCGCGUGCACAUUGGGCGCCACGCGAUCUCAAUGCGAUCAUCAGGGUCAGUGCCCCUGCAGGAUCGGUUACGACGGGCUCAGAUGCGAAAGAUGCGCCAGAGGUUACUACGGUUAUCCGAGGUGUCGGCCUUGCGGCUGUAACGUCGCCGGGACAACGCAGUGCCAGGACGGUGUCUGCGAGUGCGACGAUAAGGGGCAGUGUCCCUGCAAGGAAUUGGUCGUUGGGCGACAGUGCAAUCAAUGCAAAGAAGGCACGUUCGGUCUUGCGGUAAAUAACGCUAGAGGAUGUACCGAGUGCUUCUGCUUCGGAAGAAGCACACUGUGUCAGCAGGCUGGACUCAGUUGGGGUCAACGCAGAUUAACACAUCCUCGCGUUCUUUACAUCAAUGAAUCAGCCAGUGAUGUAACAAUAAUGACCUUUGGCUCCACGACCGUACUGCCAACGGUGAAUGGUGGCUUAAACGUGACGAAUGGCCUCUCUGUAAUUCCUGGAUCCGAUGGUGACGUUACAUUGCCCCCAAAUCUUUAUUAUAAUUAUCCUUUAUAUUGGAGAUUGCCGGAUUCUUUCCUAGGCGACAAGGUCGUCUCUUACGGAGGAUUUCUACGCUUUAAAACCUUAACGGAAAAUGGGAUACCUUUGAGAUCGAAUCUUCGAUAUCCUAUUGUGCAGUUGCAAGGCAAUAACAAGAUUGUCUUGGAAUAUUAUUUACAUCUACCGGUGAACGAUAAUCGUUAUGAAGUCAGAUUCCACGAGUCGCUGUGGCAAUUACAAAACAGGCCGGAUUACAAAGUCUCCAGGGAGUUACUAAUGGUUGCGUUACAGAAUCUUCAGUAUAUCCUUGUUAAAGCCUCAGACAAUGGCGAGUUUACAAAAACCACACUCUUGGAGACAUCUCUCGACGCCGCCGUCCUGACGCCCACGCACUCGCCACCGUUGGCGAUCGGAGUGGAAAUCUGCCAGUGUCCUUCGGAAUACAACGGCACAUCCUGCCAGGAUCCCAGCAUUGGCUUUUACAGGUGGUACAAGAACACCACUGCUACAUCCACCAUCGUGAUUGAUCUUGUCGGACAAGCCAGGCGCUGCCAGUGCAAUGGGAGAUCCGACGUGUGCGACAGGGAGACGGGAUAUUGCUUGAAUUGCCAGGAAAACACGAUUGGUGCACACUGCAAUGUUUGCGCUGACAGUUUCUACGGUCAUCCGGAGUUCGGGGGCUGCAAGCCGUGUCCGUGCCCGCAGGUCGACAAAAGAUUUUCGAGUACUUGCGUAAUUCGUGCAAACAAUGAACCCAUUUGUCAUUGCAAGCCAGGUUACAUUGGCAGAAAAUGCGAACGUUGCGCCUACGGCUAUUACGGCUCUCCUGGUCUCCCGGACGGCAAGUGCGUUCCGUGCGGUUGCAACUUGGCAGGAAGUUUGAGCGACACCUGCGACGGCGAGACAGGACAGUGCAAGUGCAGGCCCGGUUCUACGGGCAGGGAUUGUUCCCAGUGCACGGCAUAUCGUCACGUUUACAUAAAUGACGUUUGCACUUCAUGCAAUGACAAUUGCACGGGAAUUUUGCUUGAUACUGUCGCAACGCUGUCUGACGAAUUGACUGCGGGAACGACUCAUAUAGCAGACGGAUAUAUUCCACCUCCGUGGGAAGAAUUGACGUAUUUCGACUCCACCGUCACCACACAUCUCAAAGAACUGGAACUACGAACUCGUCUGCAGCAAAGAAUGAAAACUGUACCUUGGCACGAUUAUAAGAAACUUGCGGAAGAUGUUGAAGUUAUGUUAAGAAACAUGAGCAAAUGUGCAAAAUAUGCCGAUACCUUGAAGAUCAAGAGUGGCGACUUGAAAAAUAAUAUUUUCACCGGAAAGAUUAUGCUUAACAAUAUAAAAAAAGAUAUAGAAGGUACGACUUCGGAACUCAAUCAAUACAGCAAUGACAAUAGGAGGAUAGAAAUCAAGAAGGCCUUAAAAACGGGAAAGAUGAUCUUGAAUCACCUGAAAUCUGUCAAUAUAGCCCAGAGAGUCAUGGAGGUGGAAAAUUUCCUUGAUGCCGUCACCAAAUACGUGGCAUGGUUAAAUUCUCUUUACGACGCAACUGAGCCCUUGUCAGCCGCUCAGGACGACGCUAAAGAUUACGAGAUAAAAUUGGAUGACAUGAGAACAGUCGUAGAAAACACCAUGGAAACACUGUUUAGCUACGACGGUUUGUACAACCGUAUCAACAAGACAUUCAUUGAAACUAAGAAUCAGUGCGCUCGUAUCGAAAUGUUGCACGACGGAACGAACGAAUCGAUAUCCGAUGGAAAGAAACUCAUUGAUGAGGCUCUCGGUUUGCUCAUCGACGCGGGAAAUAACAUUCAAGACCAGUCGGACUGGCGAGACAAAUUGGCGAAUUCAACGCAGGAACUCACUAUGAAGGAGGAACACCAGUACCAACUAAAUUACGAAUACGCCAAGAAAUAUGUGGCGCCGGCGGUGCAACACGCAAAAAAUCUGUCCAAUUACGUCGACCAGUACGUCAGCCUCUUUGCCGAGACGCGAGACAUCGCGGCGAGUCCUCUGAAAGCCAGCCAAGCCUACAAGAACAUCGUCGACGGUCUGCGAGCGGCGAAAGUCACAGCGAUGGCAGCCAAGGAAAUUACCGAAGAAGUGCAUGGAAAGGCUUUCCCCUCUUCGGGACAGAAAUCGCUACUGAACAAUGCCAAGGAAGUAUUAGCCAAAUCUUCGCAACAAUGGAAAACAGCGAAAGAGCACGAUAAACUUAUCAAGAAUGCAAACGCCGAGUUGGAGGCUCAGAAGCAAGCUGUACUCGUGCUGAAGAAUACAUUGAACAGCACUGGCAUAAACGACAAUGAGAUAAAUGUGAAAUUGCGAGAGUUGCAGAGCAAUAGCAAGAAAUUGCAUGAGGAUCUAUUAAAUAUCUUGGAGGAGAACGACGAAGUAACGAAGUCUGUAAGUGACACGCAACGACUGAUUGACGAUUACAAACAUGGCAUCGCCGACAGACUGAAGCCGAAAUUGCAGGAUUUAAAACGCGAAGGCGAUUCAAAAAUUAGCUUGGCCAGCGAAAAAUUGUCAGAAGCGAUGAGCAAUAUUAAGACAGCCGAUGCGAAGCUAAUAAGCUUAUCCAAUGCUGCGAUGAAACGAAAAGCCGUCUUUGACAAGUGGAACGAUACCUUAGCCACAAAACUGCAGAAUCUCAAAGAUAAAAUUGCAGAGGCCCGAAACACCGCCGAUGGGAUUCGCGUCUCUCUGAGAUCGGUGGAGGAUAAGGAAUGUAUCCGUUCGUACAGACCGACGAUGUUGCAACCUUCGGCAACGACAUCGAUCGUGAUGACGUUCGCGCUUCCAACCGCGCGUAAGGAAGGUUCUCUGUUUUACUUGCCCAGCGGAAUUAAUGACGAUUUCGUUGCUCUAGAAAUAGUUGACAGAAGAGUGCGAUUUUUAUGGAACGUCGGUGGUGGUACAGGUAUUCUGACGCAUCCUGAAAUUCUCGAAAGUGGCGAUUUGCAGAACGACAGAUUUUGGUAUCGGAUCGAGGCUGAAAGAACUCGACACACAGGCAAGCUGAGCGUGCAUAGACAGACGUCGACAUCCGGAAAGUAUCUUCCUGUCAUUAAUUCGACCAACCCAGAGUAUGGUCGUUUCGACGUUCUACCUGCAGAUCGAGUGUGGAUAGGAGGUAUUCCUAAAUCGCAGAGAAGGCCGACGGAACUGAUGGCUACCAACGGACUUCCGGGCUGUAUUCAUCAGGUGAUCCUCGACGGAAGACAUAUCGGUCUCUGGAAUUUCAUUACGACCGCGCCAGAUAGGGCUUGCAAAGCUUGCGUGGAAGGAGUGGAAGAUGCCAGAGAUGAUGUAGCUUACAGUUUCAACGGCGAGGGAUAUGCCGUGAGGAACAGAGUCUCGUCUGGUCCGUACAAUAAAUAUAUGUUUGGGGUGUCAAUCAGUUUUCGGACAUACGAUGAAAAUGCAUUGCUAUUUCUGGCCAUCAACAAAGAUAAUCAGCACAUCAUGAUCUUUCUGCGGGAAGGCAGAGUGAUUCUCCACGUUGGCUACGGUGGGAACGUCAGUAUGGAAAUGUCCUCGACGUACAAGUACAACACCGGCAAUUGGACGAAGGUGGACGCCUUCCGGCAGUAUCAGGUUCGCAAGAACAUCGAGAAGUGCAGUCUGAGUAUCGGUGGCGAUAACGACAAGCGAAUCGGUGCGCCUACACCGCAACCCAAGAAGGAAGACAUUCCAGACUUGGCGCAAGCCAAGUAUUACAUCGGCGGGCUGCCGCCGAGCUUCCGCGCCGACAAGCUGAUGUUGCCCUCGCAGGUGUCGUUCCUCGGAUGCAUGGCCAAUAUCGUAGUGCAGGAAGGCUACGAUCCGAUGGCCGAACAGUAUUACGGGGUGGAGCCCAGUUGUAGUAAUAAACCUUUGAGGAUUGUCGGAUUUUAUGGAGACGGAUAUCUCGAGCAUUCCGCAUUCGCUUUGCGAAAGAUUCACUCCGUACUGAGCUUUUCCUUCAGAACCAUGCAAGAGGCAGCUAUGCUGCUUCUUUCCACGUUCGAGGGUCACGAAGACAGAUUAAGCGACAACCUUAAUACAAAAGAAGAAGCAAAAAGAGACAGCUAUUACUCUGUUUGUAUACUCAAUGGACAAGUGCAAGUUCGCGUGAAUGCCGGUAAAGGCGAACUGGUUCUCCAAUCGAACAACACUUUCAACGAUGGAAGGUAUCAUUCAAUCACCGUCAUUAAGAAGAGGAAAGAGAUAGAGUUGAGGAUCGAUGACGCAUAUCAGACCGCAGGAAGAUUACCUACCAGCAUCGCGAUCAAAGCUCCCGAUUCGAAUGGAGGACUCUUCUUUGGUGGACUACCGGCUCUUAUCAAUAACACCAAGAUGGUCGCCACGAAUACACCGUUGUACGGUGCUAUCAAGGAUGCAAUUUUCAACGACGAAAUCGUUCGAUUCGACGAUGCCGUUAAUUUCGAUCACGCUUUAAUCGGUCGUCCGGGACCGAGUAUGGGGAAAGACACGCCGAGUUACGCACCUUCGGCAUCAUUGUCCCGAGGAAUGUCCACGCAACCGGAAGGCUGUCAGAAGGUGCCUUAUUACUCGCUGGAACCGGGCGCUCUGAAAUUUGGCGACAAGCCGCACAGUCACACGCAGCUCUAUCUCAAUUUUAAGAAAUUUUGGGAAAAGAAGUACACGAUAGAAUUCGACUUUAGGACGUAUUAUCCCAAUGGGUUGCUCUUCAUCACUCCGGGUCUGAGAUUGAAACACUAUCUGAUGAUGGUCAUUCGAGAUGGACAGCUUCUUCUGCUAAUAAAGAGCAAACCGAAAAAGGAGAUGUUGCUUAAGACGCCAUUCAACGAUGGCAAUUGGCAUCACGUCGUCAUCAGUCACGAUGAGAGAAAACUCACUCUGCUGGUGGAUACUCAAACACCACGUAUCAUCAAAGUACCGAGAAGGAUCGGUCUGGCAUCCAUGAUGUAUAUCGGUGGACUUCCGGAAGGCGGAACGCCCAUCCCAGAGAAAGUAGUUGUCAAACUGGAAACUCUAAAGGGUUGUAUUAGAGGCUUGAAAGUUAACGGAAACGUCUACGACAUGGUAGGCUCCACCAGCAGAGCCUUCAAUGUCGGCCAGUGCUUCCCGAGCGUUGAAAGCGGAGCAUAUUUCCAGGAUGAGGCAUAUGCCAUUUAUCAGAAUAACUUUGAGCUUGGCGCCGUGCUUGAGCUCCAACUGGAAUUCAGAACGUCGGAACUGUCCGGGGUAUUGCUGUCGAUUAGCGCGCCCGGUGGUUCGCCCUCCUUGUCGCUGGAGCUCAACAACGGCCGGGUGAUCAUGUCGGGCGAUCUAGGCGAUCACAAUCCAUUGUACGUAGAGCAACGAUUCACAAGCCCGUACGCCAUUUGCGACAAUCGAUGGCACAGAAUCCAGGCCGUGUACAACGACGAGGAGCUAGCGCUCAAGGUGGACGAGCUGGAUCAGAAAUAUGGUCUGCCCACAAACGUCAAUUAUCAUUUCAUGAGCUCCACCGCCUCCGGCCCAUUAUAUAUAGGCGGUAUACCAGCAUCCGCUCAGAAAGGCUCGUUGAUAACGCGGGAUCACUUCAAUGGGUGCAUCAGGAAUGUGAUGAUAGGAGGGGAGAGACGAGACUGGACGGACAUGGCCGAGUUGCACAACAUUCAUCUGAGCUCUUGCCCGGUUCAAUGAUAGCGAAACGCGAAAAGAGACAAUUGCCUCGACGAUCAGCUUUUUUUUUAUAAUUCCAAAGACUGCUCGAGGAAUUCGCGACCGUACCGGGAUUAACGUGCCAUAUAUUCGCAGACGACGAUUUCUUUAAGACGUAAGACUUUAACAAAGCCAAAAGAUGCUAAAUCGUUUCGUUAGGCUAAAGAUCGUAACUUAAAGGAUAGAAAAAAAGAGAGAAAAAGAGACCGUGCGCGUCGGUCUCGUGACAGAUGUAAAUGAUGGCACGAAUGAGCAAUUUCGUCGUAUGUACGCGUGCGAAAUGCAUAGAUAUUUAUGCGCAAAUAGCGAGAAAAAAGCCACUGCCAUAUAGUUUAAUUACUCGUCGCAAAUAAUUUGUGUACAUCAGUAUUUAAAAGCCAUUAUUUAUUAUUGUUAACGUAGAUCCAAUCUCGUGAUCUCGUGAUCGUCGCGUCGACGAUAGAGUAAAACGCGAAUUAUACGUUUUAUACUUUUAUAGCAAAUGGUAAGACUCUUCUAUGGAGCUCGAUAUGUACAUUGUGGGAAAUCGAUCUUAGAUCUAAAAAUUUCGAAGAAGAGAAUCGUACAAGUGCCCUGUAAAAAGAGAAGUGUCCUUUAAUCAUGCACAUAAAGCGGGAGAUAAUCUU